This is a messenger RNA of Chrysochloris asiatica (Cape golden mole), 1110 nucleotides long. It is a transcript of the gene ELF3, whose product is annotated as E74-like factor 3 (ets domain transcription factor, epithelial-specific ). The transcript has 8 exons. Gene Ontology annotation, molecular function: sequence-specific DNA binding; DNA-binding transcription factor activity, RNA polymerase II-specific. Gene Ontology annotation, cellular component: nucleus. The record is from RefSeq and is a predicted model, not a curated record. Gene Ontology annotation, biological process: regulation of transcription by RNA polymerase II; cell differentiation. Bases 1 to 1110 code for a protein of 369 amino acids. NCBI's taxonomy places the organism in Eukaryota, Metazoa, Chordata, Mammalia, Afrosoricida, Chrysochloridae.
AUGGCUGCAACCUGUGAGAUUAGCAACAUUUUUAGCAACUACUUCAGUGCCAUGUACAGCUCAGAGGACCCCACUCUGACGUCUGCUCCCCCCGCGGCCACCUUUGGGGCUGAUGACCUGGUGCUGACCCUGAGCAACUCACAGAUGCCUCUGGAGGGCACAGAGAAAGCCAGCUGGUUGGGGGAACAGCCCCAGUUCUGGUCCAAGGCCCAGGUUCUGGAUUGGAUCAGCUUCCAAGUGGAGAAGAACAAGUACGACGCAAGUUCCAUUGACUUCUCCCGGUGCGACAUGGAUGGGGCCACACUCUGCAAUUGUGCCCUUGAGGAGAUGCGUCUGGUGUUCGGGCCUCUGGGCGAUCAGCUUCAUGCCCAGCUUCGGGACCUCACUGCCAACUCUAACGAUGAGCUCAGCUGGAUCAUUGAACUCCUAGAGAAGGAUGGCAUGGCCUUCCAGGAAGCCCUAGGAGACCUGGGCCCUUUUGACCAGGCAAGCCCUUUAGUCCAGGGGCUGGUGGAGGAAUGCUCAUACUACCCCAGCAGCUACAGUGUGGGGGUCCCCUCCCCUGGCAGCUCGGAUGUUUCCACUGCAGGCACUGGCACGCCUCAGAGCUCCCACUCCUCAGACUCUGGUGGAAGUGACGUGGACCUGGAUCCCACAGACGGCAGCAAGCUCUUCCCCAGUGGUGGCUUUCCAGGCUAUAAGAGAGGGGACCCCAAGCACGGGAAGCGGAAACGGGGCCGGCCACGAAAGCUGAGCAAAGAGUCCCGGGAAUGUUUGGAGGGCAAGAAGAGCAAGCAUGCCCCCAGAGGCACCCACCUGUGGGAGUUUAUUCGGGACAUUCUCAUCCACCCGGAACUCAACGAAGGCCUCAUGAAGUGGGAGAACCGGCAUGAGGGCGUCUUCAAGUUCCUGCGCUCCGAAGCUGUGGCGCAGCUCUGGGGCCAAAAGAAAAAGAAUAGCAGUAUGACCUACGAGAAGCUGAGUCGUGCUAUGAGGUACUACUAUAAACGGGAGAUCCUGGAACGGGUGGAUGGCCGGCGGCUUGUCUACAAGUUUGGCAAAAACUCCAGUGGCUGGAAGGAGGAAGAGGUUGCCAGCAGUCGGAACUGA